Impatiens glandulifera is the source of this 686-nucleotide messenger RNA. Its product is annotated as SUMO-conjugating enzyme UBC9-like. The record is from RefSeq and is a predicted model, not a curated record. Bases 95 to 541 code for a protein of 148 amino acids. Gene Ontology annotation, molecular function: ubiquitin conjugating enzyme activity. Gene Ontology annotation, cellular component: nucleus. The transcript is spliced from 3 exons. NCBI's taxonomy places the organism in Eukaryota, Viridiplantae, Streptophyta, Magnoliopsida, Ericales, Balsaminaceae. Gene Ontology annotation, biological process: protein polyubiquitination.
UUCUAACUAAAAUCAACAACUAAGAACUCAUAUAUAUCUUUCUACUUGUUCUUGAGGUCUCAUCAUCCAUCUUCAUCAAUUUUAUAUAAUAUUAAUGGCAUCAAGAAGAAUCUUGAAGGAGCUUAAGGAUUUGCAAAGAGAUCCACCUACCUCUUGCAGUGCAGGUCCGGUUGGGGAGGAUAUGUUCCACUGGCAAGCAACGAUAAUGGGUCCAAACGACAGCCCUUAUUCAGGCGGCAUCUUCCUUGUAAUUAUUCAUUUCCCCACUGAUUAUCCUUUCAAACCCCCCAAGGUUGCAUUCAGAACCAAGGUUUUUCAUCCCAAUAUUAACAGUAAUGGGAAUAUCUGUUUGGACAUACUCAAGGAACAAUGGAGUCCUGCUCUAACCAUAUCCAAGGUUUUGCUAUCGAUAUGUUCCUUGUUGACGGAUCCAAAUCCAGAAGACCCUCUUGUUCCUGAGAUUGCCCAUUUGUGCAAGCUUGACAAGAACAAGUAUGAGUCCACUGCUAGAAGUUGGACUCACAAAUAUGCUAUGGGUUAAUAUCCUCUACUUGUAUUAUUCAUGAUCUAUCAUCCUAUCUCAACUCUUAGCAAUAACAAGCAUCUACCCUUCCAUCUUCCACCUAAAGGCUAUCUUAUAUAUAUCAUUAAUCAUCAUCUCGAAUUAAAUAUGGUUCAGUUUUCUC